ACCACGUGACCGACUUCGACGAACAUAUGAUUCUGGCAGAUGUGACAGAUCUUUUAACCUCAAACGUCACUUUGAACGCUCGAUAAUUCUCUCUUCGCAGGACAAAAACAGAGCGUUACUUUUGCGAUUGUUGAGUUUCACCCAAGAUGGACGUCGUUUUGUUGCUAAUCAUCGCCGGAGUGAUUACAAUAGUACUCUUAAUUAUCAUUUAUCUACAACAUAGAUUCGGUGGCCAGAAGACCGUUCAGGUGAACGAUCAAAAUGAUGCGGCACAACAAAGGGUGCAAGUUCGAAGAGCAGCUGGUGUCAGAAACGUUAGGCAUCGUAUGCAGCAGAGAACUGCCAAUUAUGAACCUCCUGACGAUGAAGAUCGGGAAGUUGACGAUAACAACGACGAUACGAACAACAGGGUGGAAUUGCCGGAUCACAAGAUAGGAACGAAGAAACGGGCGAAGCUGGCGGCCAAGGCUGAGAAGAAGAUACAGAGGGAAGCGGCCGAACGUGAGAGAGAGGAGCGUAAGAAACGGGAGCAGCUGUUGCAAGAAGAGAGGGACAAACAGGCUGAGAAGGAACACGCGGAGGAGCUGCGAGCCGAAGAGGCGGAAAGAAAAGCCAGGGAGGAAAAGGAGAGGAGAGAGCACGAGGAAUAUUUGAAGAUGAAAGAGAGUUUUAGCGUGGAAGAGGAAGGUUUCGAUCAAGAAAGCAACGAGGAAGAGGAGAACUUGCUCCAAAAGUUUAUCGCGUACAUAAAACAGAACAAAGUAUUGAUAUUGGAAGACCUGGCCGCACACUUCGGUCUGAAGACAGCCAAUGUGGUGGAUAGAAUUAAAGAGUUGCAAGCGAACGGUAAUUUAACCGGCGUGAUUGACGACAGAGGAAAGUUUAUUUACAUUUCCGAGAAUGAGCUUCAUGAUGUAGCUAAGUUUGUGCGACAACGCGGCAGAGUUAGCAUUUCCGAAUUAGUUGAGAAUUCAAAUAACUUAAUUAAUUUAACACCCGCUACAAGCUGUACCGUAACUAGCUAAAAUAUAAGUGUUGAGAAGUUUGUAUUUCUUUUUGUAUAUCGGUUAUUAAAACACACACAAAAAAAAAAGAACAUUCUACGUCAAUAUUAUACUUUCCAUUCUAUUUAUAAACGCACGCAUAUAAAUUAUCGCUCUCUCUCUCUUUUUCUUCUUCGUAUCUUCCGAACGAAGAGAAAAAAAAAUGUUGCGAUGCGCGAUUUACAUCCUGACGACACGCGGGAUCGAUGUUGCGUCAGAAUCUAGUUUACCUUUAAGCUGCGAACUACUCACAACGAGAUAUUCUAUUAAUUUUUCCACGAGAAUGUAACGUCCGUAAUCCAUUCCGCGAUGGACGCGAUCUUACUUUGUUGCGAAAAUGAAAAAACUUGUCGCGCGACGUACUGCGCGUCGUAUUCGACAAAAAACCAGUUCACGUGACAAUCUGUUUUUUUUUGUUCAAACAAAUGCUUUUGUUUUCUCUCGAAAACAUGAUUUCAACAAAAGGAGAACUUAAAAACACAUUUUGUAUAAAAGUAAAUAAACAGAAAUGUUGCGAAGGUGUGAACAGGGCGUUAUUGAAUCAGAGGUUGCGGGAUAUUUUGCGAUGAAAAAUUUUUUCGUGUGUUCGUCCCAGACGUUUCGAUUUUAUUUUAAAUCUUCAUCAGUGGGUAUUUGUUUGAACUGUCACAUCCCACACGGAAUCGACGACAAUUUUAGAAGUUGUUGC
Messenger RNA from Pseudomyrmex gracilis, 1731 nucleotides. It is a transcript of the gene Ddrgk1, whose product is annotated as DDRGK domain-containing protein 1. NCBI's taxonomy places the organism in Eukaryota, Metazoa, Arthropoda, Insecta, Hymenoptera, Formicidae. The coding region runs from base 147 to 1025 and encodes 292 amino acids. The transcript has 2 exons. The record is from RefSeq and is a predicted model, not a curated record.